Molecule: messenger RNA, 5252 nt
Organism: Protopterus annectens (West African lungfish)
Lineage: Eukaryota; Metazoa; Chordata; Ceratodontiformes; Protopteridae
Gene: NAA25
Product: N-alpha-acetyltransferase 25, NatB auxiliary subunit
Exons: 24
Coding region: 70-3315 (1081 amino acids)
Biological process (GO): N-terminal peptidyl-methionine acetylation
Cellular component (GO): cytoplasm; NatB complex
Molecular function (GO): protein-N-terminal amino-acid acetyltransferase activity
Source: RefSeq, a predicted model, not a curated record
UAGAACAAGUCCCAUUCGUACACCUGUCUGACGGAUAUUGCGCAUGCUCAGUGUGCUAUCGUUGUCAUCAUGGCGGCGCGGAGCCAUGUGCAGGAUCCUAACGAUAGGAGACUCAGGCCCAUUUAUGAUUCUCUUGAUAAUGGCAAUAACAAGAUGGCGAUCCAGCAAGCUGAUAAGUUACUGAAGAAACACAAAGAUCUCCACUGCGCUAAGAUGCUCCAUGAGCAGCAGUCACAGGAUAUGGCUAUGGUUGUCAUUAAUCCAGGCAAUCCUAUCAAUCUGGACUUUAGAGUUUGCUUUGAAACGGAGUUGGUGACUAAACUUUAUGAGGCAGCUGUAAAGAAGGUCCCAAGCAGCGAGGAGUAUCAUUCACAUUUAUUUAUGGCCUAUGCAAGGGUUGGGGAAUACAAGAAAAUGCAACAGGCUGGGAUGGCACUUUAUAAAAUUGUUCCUAAGAAUCCAUAUUAUUUCUGGUCCGUAAUGAGCCUAGUUAUGCAGUCCAUUUCAGCUCAGGAUGAAAAGCUUUCAAAAACCAUGUUUCUGCCUUUGGCAGAGAGGAUGGUGGAAAAGAUGGUAAAAGAGGACAAAAUUGAAGCAGAAGCUGAGGUUCAGCUUUACUACAUGAUUUUAGAGCGUUUGGGAAAAUUUCAAGAAGCACUGAAUGUUUUAAGAGGAAACCUAGGAGAAAAAUUAACAAGCGAAUUACAAUCCAGAGAAAGUAAAUGUUUGGCAAUGUACAAGAAGCUUAGAAAGUGGCAAGAGUGUAAUGCACUUUCUAGAAAACUGUUGCUAAACAACCCUGAUGACUGGCAGUUCUACCUGUCUUACUUUGACUCGUUGUUCCAUCUUGUUGAUGAGGGCUGGAUCCCACCCGAAGGCAGUGAUCACUCUGUUGAAGGAGUUGUGGAUUAUUCUGUAGAAGAAGCUGCUAAAUUUAUAGAGGAUAGGAUUAUAAAUGAAGAGUCAAAGGGAUUUCGGAAGCUAAGAGGACCAUAUCUUGCCAAACUGGAAUUGAUACAACGUCUUCGACAGAGGGGUGCUAAUGAUGAACACAAAUUAGGAGAGCCAGUUGAGUUAAUGAUUCAGUACUUUGAAAAAUUUGGGGAUAAACCCUGUUGUUACACUGAUCUUAAAGUUUUUGUAGACCUGCUAUCUCCUGACCAACAUAUACAGUUUAUUAAUAAACUAAUGGAAGCUGUACCCUUAAUGGUCCCAGCUGAUGGUGGAUUUGCACUGCCAGGUGAUACCAAAGUGAUGUAUCGACAUAUGUGUGUAGUACAGCUGUCAAGAUUACUUUGCCUUCAUCAUAAUAAGGAUCAGAGUGAAAAACUAAACCUGAUAGGAGAAUUGAUGUCAAGAUACCGACAUGGGUUGGAGUUUGGAAAGUCUUGCCUGAAGACAGAAUUACAAUCCUGUGAUAAUUACUGUCUGCUUGCUGCUCAUGUAUUCAUUGAUAUAUGGAAAGAUACAGGUGAUGAGUGGCCUUUGUGGCAGUCCAUGUAUGUACUGGAAGAAGGCCUUUUUCACAGUCCUUGUAAUGCCCAAUUCAAACUACUGUUAACCCGAAUCUUUUGCCAUCUAGGGGCAUUUGAGCCUGUUGUGGAUCUCUAUUCUAGCCUUGAUGCCAAACAUGUACAGCAUGAUACCAUUGGAUACCUGUUGACUCGCUAUGCAGAGGCACUUGGUCAGUUUGCAGCUGCAUCCCAGUCCUGUAAUUUUACACUUAGGUUUUUCCACUCUAACCAGAAAGAUACCUCAGAAUAUAUUAUUCAAGCAUACAAGUAUGGCGCAUUUGAGAAGAUCCCAGAAUUCAUUGCUUUCAGGAACAGGCUAAAUAACUCGCUACAUUUUGCACAAGUUCGCACUGAAAGGAUGUUGUUAGACCUCUUCCUUGAAGCAAAUAUAUCAGUGUCGUUGGAGGAAAGUAUAAAAUCCAUGAGUCUGAAUCCAGAAGAUGAUGAUAUUCCUUGGAAUGACUUGCGUGACAAUAGGGAUAUUAAUGUUCUCACUAACUGGGAUCCAAAAGACAGAGGGAUUAAUGAGAAUGAUUUAAUCUUGUUAAAUAAAGGGUUAGGAUUUAUACCUUCCCAGAGCAGCAAGCUGAACAACACAUUAACUGAACUAAGAUUAUUUGCUAGAUUGGUAGCUCUUAAAUUGUAUUUUAAUUCAAAUGCAAAAUCUAUUGAAACUAUUAGUAAUAUAUCUUUGAAAAAGAAAAGCAAUUUUACUCCCCCUUUACCCAGUAAUGUUGAAUGUUUCACUAGAAUAUGUGAGGAUGAUUUCUACAAAUAUUAUACGCAAAAUAACGAGCAUAAUGUUAAAAAGAAUAGAUAUUACAACAUGACUAGUUUUGAAGUAGCCUCACUUGCUAAACUAACACAAGAUGAUAUGUUAACAAUAAAACCAGCAGAUAAAGGAGGUGCUAUAAUUCUCAUGGAUACAACUGAAUAUGACAAGAGUAUGCAUACACUGUUGAAUGAUACCAAAACAUAUAUAGUCAUAACCACCACUGAAAUAUCAAGGAUCAUACAGAAAGUGCAUGAUAACAUCUAUGAUCUUCUUAUGUGCAGACAGGUAGACAAAGAGUUAUAUGAGUUUCUAUUAAUUGAUUUACCACUAAUACCUUCUAUGAAAGGUUUACCGAAGUACCCUUUCCUGGCAUUGCCUUCAUCACGAAUGGCUGGGUACUUUUCCACGGGCACAUGUCACUGUCAGAUGAGCUGUUUCCAUCUUGUUUGUGAUAUUUAUGAUCUGGAUACCAGCGGCAUGGAAGAGACUGUGGAAAUCCAGGAGAGAAUACGAGACAAUUUUGCAUCCUUAUUACUGCAGCUAAAAGAAUUGUUCAGCUGUUGCAAAGGUAACCUGAUGGAAGUGAAAAAUAGCCAGUGUAAAACAAAUCCAGCUGUUCUAGAAAACCUUGUCUUCUUUGUUGAGACUAUCAGUAUUGUCCUGUGGACAUCAAGUUACUGUGCUAGUGUUCUUCGACCUUUGAAGUCUAAUUUGCAAAAGAAGAAGAAGAAGAAAAAGGAGGCCAGUGUAGUACUGCCUCCUGCGUUUACAAAUUAUCAAGAUUAUGUUACUGGGUUGCACAGUUUGCUUGGUGAAGCUCUAGAACAUAUUAAAGGGGUUGAUGCCACUUUGACUGCACUUAAACUUGAAGAACUGUUCCUAGAAGACACCGCACUGUCAGAGGUAGAAAAGAAGUUUACAAAAACUGUACAAGGGAAAGUCCAAAGUAGUUACCAGCGUUCACUGCAGGAAAUUGAAGAAUUGCUUAAAAAGAGACUAGAUACUGUAAAAGUCUUGAAAAUCUAGAGACUCAGCUUUGGACCUUAAGACUGCAAUAUUAAUCAGCUGGCACUGCUCUCUGAAAUACUGGCAACAUUAAGCUGUCCAUCCUUUAUAUCCAGAACUUCCUCUUAAAAGCAUGAAGGACUAAUCAUAAAAUAAGGUUUUUAGUAUGAAAAAAAGAGUAAAUUAUUGUACAUAAUAGCUCGGAGGCCCAUUCUUGGGUAGACCACUUGUUUGUUAUAUAUGUUAAUAGGUGUACUGCAACAAGAACACAUAUUCCAUUUUCAUUUCCAGUGAAUCACAAAAGGAAAAAUAUAUCAAAGUCCAAUGUGCAAUGUGGACUUCUGACUGCUUUGACCUCAUGUUUAUAUUUUAAGGUUCUUGCCAUGGACAAGCAACAAUUAUAGCUGCCUACGGAGAGUCCCAGAGUAAAAAAGUUGAUUUUAAAGUGCAUUCUUUCAGCUGUUGAAAAAUGUGAAAGUAGUUUGAAUGUGCAGUAUGUUUGCUGUUGCUGUAAUUUGAGCGCACAAGUAGCUCUGCCUUUCUUUUUUUUUUUUUUUUUUUUUUUUUUUUUUUGGUUUAAGUCGAGCACUUUUAGACUUGAACAAGUGUUAUUUUUAACUGAUAACCCAUAACAACUAGGUAAUUUUGUCAGUUCUGUUUUUUUAUGAAAAUUCAUUCAUUUUUGUUUAUUAUAUUGCAAAUUGGGCAGAAGUAAUUGGUGCUUACACUGUGGUAAUUAUUAAUUAUUAAGGGGCUAAAAAGUUACAUUUUAGUAACUGUACUCCUGUUUUUCAAACUGAUCUUUUGGAAAGUUGACCAUGCAAUGUACUGAAAUGUAUUUAGUAGUAUCAUCUGCAUUUUUUUCUGUCAGAUGUAUAAAAUUAUGGUAAAGGAGCAACAAAGUUAAGAUGUAAGGCAGCUGAGAUUUGAUAUUUUUGUCCCAGCUUGCUGUAUGACAAAAUUCAGUCUUCAAGUUCCAUAUAAAUUUUGAUCUCACCUAGCCAUUUAAGAGACUGUAUUUAAAAUGAAAAAAGAAAUGACAAUCUACAUGAAGCUGUCAUCUGCUGUCCAGCAAUUGUUAGAAUGAUGAGUAUUUUUAAAAUAAAUCCCUAUGUAAAAUAGAAUAAGCUUUUCUGUACAAAAUGUAUUGAGUGUUCACUCCAUGUUAAUAGCCUAUUUAUUUGCGUACUUUAGUAAGUUAAAAUUCUGACAGGGUAUGCUUCAGCUUUAACUGUUAUGUAUGGUUCUGCCAUACAGUACAAGCUGUAAUGAAUCAUAAUCUCUGUGGUUAUUUAUUCUGUUGAGCACAAUUUUACAGUUUAUAUUUUGAAUGCAAAAUUCUUUUUGCUUUUUUUUUUUUUUUUUGCUUUUUUUUUUUGCUUUUUGGUAAUGAUUUGUUUUCUAUGAUUACUGAAAAAAGUUAGUAAAAAUUAUGAGGUUGUGUGAUAAUAUUGGCAUUAUUUAACUAUGUAUAUUAUCUGCCCAUGAAAUUCUUCUUACAAGAUAUAUACCAUUAAGAAUGCUGCAGUUGUUUUUAUAUAAUUCUUAUUCCAAAUCUCAGUAAUUGAUGUAGAAGUGAGUGCAACUUUUUUACAGGGAAAUACCAAAAUAAGGUUGAGGAUGUUUGAACAUUAAGCUUGUUUAUUCAUUUAUAAGUCUUUUAAGAAUUUUUUGUAUUUUUUUUUUAUAUCCAGUCUGGAGGAGAGGCACAUUAUGUUUACUCAGCAGAGACCAUUUUGUUCUGCCAUAUUAGUUCAAGCACCAUGCCUUUAUCCUAUUUUUUAAUCUAUUGAAAUAACGUUUCCAGUAUCUUUAUGGGGCUAAUUAUUGUAUUAUUUUUAAAAUGCAGCUAACAGCCACUUCUUAAAUAAUAAAUUGCUUAUGAGGUAUGAAGUGGAUGUUGGCUGUCUUAAAAACUGCGGUGGAAUGAAUAAAGCUCUCAAGUAGCCUUAUAUUAA